Messenger RNA from Thlaspi arvense, 210 nucleotides. Lineage: Eukaryota; Viridiplantae; Streptophyta; Magnoliopsida; Brassicales; Brassicaceae. The record is from the annotation of a GenBank genome assembly.
AAUAUUGAUUUCAUGGGUUCCCUACUUAAACUGUACUUUGCAUUCAUAUCCAUAGUUUUUGUAGCUCAAUCUGGAGAAACUAUAAGAGAUUUAAAAUCUUUUAAGUUAAAUGAAAACAUCAUAUACGAUUGUGUGGAUAUAUAUAAACAACCUUCGUUAAAUCACCCAUUACUCCAAAACCAUAAAAUUCAGUUUUGUCUAUUUUUUUGA